Aspergillus piperis CBS 112811 is the source of this 1923-nucleotide messenger RNA. RefSeq names its product Zn(II)2Cys6 transcription factor. Bases 1 to 1923 code for a protein of 640 amino acids. The record is from RefSeq and is a predicted model, not a curated record. Gene Ontology annotation, biological process: DNA-templated transcription; regulation of DNA-templated transcription. The transcript has 5 exons. Gene Ontology annotation, molecular function: DNA-binding transcription factor activity, RNA polymerase II-specific; DNA binding; zinc ion binding. Lineage: Eukaryota; Fungi; Ascomycota; Eurotiomycetes; Eurotiales; Aspergillaceae.
AUGAAGCCCUCGGCCCCUGAGCAUGCUUGUAACGAAUGUCGGAUUCGGAAGGUUCGAUGCGACAGGAAAUCGCCCUUGUGCUCUAGUUGUCGCAAGUCAGGGUUGGUCUGUCAAUACACUAAGGGGAAGCGGAUUGAUCAUACCAAGAAGCUAGUAGAAGAUGUUCAAUCACUCGCAAUUCGUUUGCAACGAUUUGAAGAAGCCCUUGUUCGAUUCUCAUCUAUCGUACAAGCCUCCACCUCGCCUCUCAGCAGUUUCUCGACCACCUCUUAUAGCCCAAAUACUCGACGAUCGAGUGUCCGGGGAUUAUGUAGCAAUUCCAGUACGUCCGAGGAAAGCCAGACAGAUAAAUUGGUUGCUGAGCCUUUGGGGAGUGAUGGGUACGGGCAACUGAGCUCAAUCUAUGCCGAAGCUCAAGCUGCCGGUGACCAGUUUGCCUUGUCAUUGCCACUAUCAAACAGUCUCGGGCCAUUAAUCUUCUCCCCUAGCUCGGUGCUGCAAGCUCAGCUUGCCAGUGCAUGUGCGCUCUUCCAGAAACUGGUCACGGACAAACCUCCACUGUUGGAUUUUCUCCAAUAUGAUGACCAGCCGUCUUGUCUUCCACCACGAGCCUUCCUGGAAGCCUUCAUCGACACAUACUUUGCCGAGAUCAGUUCAUUGCUCCCCAUAUACGACCGACAGAGCGUUCUGACGGCCAUGCGGACUCAGUACGAAACCCUGGACGUUCCUGAUCCAGCCUGGAUUGUAUCGCUCAACAGCAUCCUCCUUCAGACAUUGGAAGGAAAGUCCACUGCAGCGAAGAAGACGGGCAUGAUACCUUUAGAAGCGGGCCUUAUCACCCACCUAUUGCAGAAUAUCCGGCGAUGCUUCAACAAUCUCCAAAGGCUACUAGAACCGCGUAUGGCAAAUGUGCAAGCCCUCUUGAACCUGGCUUUGGUUGCUCUCAGGUACUUCCACUUUACAUUAUUCGAGACUGUCUUCACCCAGGCCUGUGAGCUCGCCAAGUCGAUGGGGCUACACCGGAGCAUGGGCAAGCCAUGCGCUGAGGGUCGGAAUCUGUUCUGGUCUCUCUUCAUUAUAGAUAAACACACAUCCCUGAUAACCGGCACACCAUGCCUCUUGCCAUCCUAUGACGUUGGUAUCCCGCUUCCCACCAGCUCCGGCAUUCUACUCAGCGAUCAAUUCGAUGCGCGCAUCUCCCUCGCUCGGAUUCAUGAAAGAAUCUCUCGCAGUCUUUACGCCGGUAUUCCGUGCGUCAGUCGGAAAUGCCUGAGGCGGCGUGCCUAUAAGCUUGUUCGACGCCUCAACGACUGGACCACCCAGCACAGUCACAUUCUCUACCCCCCAGCCAGCACCACCACUACUGCACAGCAGGCCAUCGAACUCCGAUACGCCCUCUGCAUCUGCCAUGUGCUAGUGCAGCGCUGUAUACCUGCCUCGGAGAGUCGCCAGAUUCGACUUGAGCAUGCUCGCACGGGGCUACAGCUUCUUCAGGAACUGUGUGAGGGAUACCAUCCGGGAGACAGCAUUUCCGGCUUCGCCAUCUUUGAAAGCAUCUUACUACGUUACCCCAUUGUCCCCUUUCUCGAAGUCUACAUCCACCUCCUCAACCCCGAAGACAAUGACAGUCCAGCUGUCGUGACUUCCGAUGUCAAUGCCCUGGUUUUCUUCGCUACACGUGCGGAGUGUCUUGCUACAAACGCUUGUGAAGGCUCUCUUGCCGAUACUGUCCGCUCUAUAUCUCAGCUAUGUAGUCAGAUUGCUACUUCGAUUCUUCAGCAGAACCGGCGUCUUCAAGCACAACCAACAACACCGAAUAACUAUUGCAUUGACUAUGGCGGCAUAAUUGUCAGGGAUUAUGAUUUCGGAAUGAUGAUGGAUGGGCAUGGUAGCUACCGUAGAUACGAUGAUGUGUGGUGUUGA